Messenger RNA from Pogoniulus pusillus (Red-fronted tinkerbird), 1500 nucleotides. Its product is annotated as pantetheinase-like. The coding region runs from base 1 to 1500 and encodes 499 amino acids. Gene Ontology annotation, biological process: pantothenate metabolic process. The record is from RefSeq and is a predicted model, not a curated record. The transcript is spliced from 7 exons. Gene Ontology annotation, molecular function: pantetheine hydrolase activity. Lineage: Eukaryota; Metazoa; Chordata; Aves; Piciformes; Lybiidae.
AUGUUCGCCUCCCAGCUUCUCCUGCAAGCUGCAGUGUUGGGACUCACAGUCCUUCAGGCCCUUGCCUCCAAUACCUUCACUGCAGCUGUCUAUGAGCAUGCAGUCAUCCUGCCAGAUGCCACUGACAAGCCUGUUUCUCCUGAAGAGGCUUUGGUCCUGAUGAACAAAAACAUGGAUGUCUUGGAAGAGGCCGUCAAGGCAGCUGCCCAGCAGGGUGCCCACAUCAUUGUGACUCCUGAAGAUGGCAUCUAUGGCUGGCUUUUCAGCAGAGAAACCAUCUACCCCUACCUGGAGGAUAUCCCUGACCCAGCAGUGAACUGGAUUCCUUGCACUGACCCUACAAGAUUUGCUCCUGCUCCAGUGCAGGAACGACUCAGCUGCAUGGCCAGGAGGAACUCCAUCUAUGUGGCUGCAAACAUUGGGGACAAGAAGCUCUGUAACUCCACUGAUCCCAGCUGCCCCAGCGAUGGUCGCUAUCAAUACAACACCGAUGUGGUCUUUGAUCCAGAGGGGAAACUGGUGGCUCGUUACCACAAGUACAACCUCUUUAGAGGAGAAACUCAGUUUGAUUACCCAAAAGAGCCAGAAGUUGUCACCUUUGAGACUCCCUUUGGCAAGUUCGGCAUUUUCACUUGCUUUGACAUCCUUUUCCAUGAGCCUGCUGUGGUCCUGGUGAGCAAGUCACAGGUGGACACUGUGCUCUUCCCAACGGCUUGGAUGAAUGUCCUGCCAUUUCUGACUGCAGUUGAGUUUCACUCUGCCUGGGCUAUGGGCAUGGGUGUCAAUUUGCUUUCAGCAAAUACUCACAACAUUGGCAUGGCAAUGACAGGCAGUGGGCUGUUCACACCAGAGGGACCUGCCACCUACCACUACAACAGCGACACUGAGAAGGGACAACUCCUGAUAGCAGAGCUGAGUGCACAGCCCCGUCUUUCCCCCACCUACCCUCCUGCUGUCAACUGGAGCUUGUAUGCCACAAGCAUUGAGAAGUUUCCCGGAGGAAAUGACACUUUUCCUGGAGCUGUCCGACGGGAUGAGUUCACAUUCAGUCACCUCAGACACAAAGGUGGAAAUUACACUGUUUGCCAAGGAGACCUCUGCUGUCAUUUGGUUUAUCGGAUGUCAAACCAGAGCAAAGAUGAAGUUUAUGUCCUGGGUGCAUUUGAUGGACUUCAUGGUUCUGUCAUUAAAUACCACUGGCAGAUCUGCACACUCCUCAAGUGCAAGAGCACCGACCUGAACACGUGUGGGCAGCCAGUGGAGACAGCUCAGACCAAGUUUGAGAUGUUCUCCCUCAGUGGCACAUUUGGCACCAACUAUGUCUUUCCAGAAGUCCUGUACAGUGGGGUGCAGCUGGCACCUGGGGAGUUUGAGGUACUCCAUGAUGGACGUCUGAGAAGUAAGCACCGCACAUCAAAACCACUCCUCACAGCAACACUUUUUGGAAGGCUUUAUGAAAAGGACCUGCCACAUCCUCUGCGAAGGUCCAGGACACAUUAA